GCAGAGGAUCUUGAUUUUGCAAAGGUUUUCGAGUCUUGUUCUGCUCUCGAGUACCUCCUCUUUAACCUCUUCAAUUCCGGGUUCUUUGCUGAAGAAGGAUUUGAAGUACCAACAAGGCUUCCCUUUGAUCUUAACAGUGUCAAGCGAUUUUACUUGCCUGAUAUUGUGCUGAUUGAACCAUCAUAUGAGCUCUCAUAUGCUCUUUGCUUGAUAAGAAGCUUCCCAUAUUUAGAGUAUCUCGAAAUUAAGGCUGACUGUGAGGAUGAAGAGGAUGAUAGUAUUCUAGAAUGCUUUAAACUCGAACAUUUCUCAAACGUGACAUUUAAUCACCUCAGGGAAGUUAAGUUGGCAUGCUUUGUAGGAACCACACCUGAGAUGCAACUCAUCAAGCUUUUAUUAGCCAAGACCCCUGUGUUGCUGAGAAUACUAAUUGAUACACGUUAUCUACAUGAUAAACCUCUUGACACAAGAUCAAAAAUAUUUGCCGAGGUCUCAAUUUUUUUGCGGGCAUCACCUAAAGCAGAAGUAGUCUACAAAGAUUUUUAAGUAGAUCAAUUUUUGGCUUAGAAGUUGAAAUUGAAAUGAGAGAAACAAAGGCUGAUGUAUAACAGUAUAUUUUGCUUGGGAACAUGAGCAUUGUUAGAUGUAUGUUUUGAUUAGUUUGUUCUGUAAUAACAUUGUCCCUACAUGUUUUAAGGAUUUUUACAUUUACUGCUUGCGCAUGAAUGAGUUACUGAAUACGUAUUACACAUGAAUUGACACUGUGAUGGCUUAUUGAGGCUGGUGCAUAUAAUUAGCUUUGUGUUUGGAAGCUCUUGCCUGCUUGAACUAUUGUUUCAACCAGGGGCAGAACUAGAGGUUGCCGUGGGGUUUCACCCGAACCUCCUCGGCAAAAAAUUAUGUGGUAUAUUUAGGGUAUUUUUAAGAAUUUUUAUGUCUAAAUAUUGAUUUUGAACCUCCUAAAUAUAAGAUUAUAGGUUGGUUUAGUGGUUGAGGGGUUCAAAACUUACCUUGAGGUUCCAAGAUUGAGUCUUAGUCACUACUCUUUUUUUUUCCGAACCCCCUUAAUGAAAAUUGUGGAUCCGCCACUGGUUUCAACCAUUUAUUGUUUAACUAACCCAUGAUUAGCAAAGAGCUGCAGAAACUAUGAUUAGGAGUUUGUUAUAGAACCUAUGAGAUUGACAACUUCAUAUGUGGCCUACAAGAUCUCGUUCUUCACCUUCCAUUUAGAAAGAUAUACAAAAUUGCCUUCUUCACUUUUCACGUGUUUGCAGCUGAGGUGUCUAAACCUUCAUAAUUGCUCAAUACAUCAUCCAUCGGCUUUUCAAGGUUUUGAUAAGUUAAUUAGCCUUGAACUAUGAAGAGUCACAGUUUCUUCUGAAUUGCUGGAAAUUUUAAUAUCUCAUUGCCCGUUGCAUGAGCAGUUGAUGCUGGAUAUCCCAAAAAUUCUAAACAUUAUUGAAAUUGAUUCCCCCAUGCUGAGAUUGUUUGAUUUCACUGGCAAUAUAAGCUAUCUGCCUAAAGAAUGUCCCUCUUCUGGUAAAAGUAUUCUGGCAGGUUACGAUAUGAGGGGAGAUGAUAUUGAUUUCGCAAAGGUUUUCGAGUCUUGUUCUUCUCUCGAGCACCUCCUCUUCAAAUUCCUUAAUAUCUGGUUAUUUGCUGAAGAAGGAUAUGAAGCACCAACAAGGCUUCCCUUUGAUCUUAACAGUGUCAAACGAUUUUACCUGCCUGAAACUAUCCUGGUGGAGUCAUAUGAUCUCUCUUUUUCUCUUUGCUUGAUAAUAAGUUUCCCAUACUUGGAAUAUCUCGAAAUUAAGGUUCUUAAUGCUGACUCUUCUCUUUCUUUCUUAUUUGUUGAUUAUUUUUCGUACUUUGUAGAUCCUCUUGUAAUCUUUCUUAGGUUCACUGUGGAGAUGAAGAGGAUGGUUGUAUUCUAGAAUGCCUUGAACUCGGACGUUUCUCAGAUGUGACAUUAAAUCACCUCAGGGAAGUUAAGCUGGAAUGCUUUGGAGGAACCACGAUGCAACUGAUCAAGCUUUUGUUAGCCAUGUCCCCGGUGUUGCUGAAGCACACAAAAAGGACAAGGGUAUUUCAGAUCAACCCCGAGUGUUGGUUCUUGGUGAUUAUUGGUAUAUGAUGCCUCCUAAUGAAAGAAACCGUUGUCAAAGUUUAACUCCUGACAUCCUCACUGACCUUCCUAACAAUGUAAUCGAUAUCAUUCUGAUGCGGUUGCCUUGUGAAGAAGCUGUGAGGACAAGCAUCUUAUCUAAAAGAUGGAGGUAUCACUGGUGUCGACUUACAAAGUUGACACUAGAUUGGUCUCUUUGGAGAACGGAAAACGAUUUACUGAACCCUACAUAUAAGUUUACAGAGAUUAUCUCCCAGAUUUUAACCCUUCAUGAAGGACCCCUGACUGACUUUACCCUUGAAGUUGAUAAUCUAGAAAGCUGCCCUGACAUUGGCAGCUUCAUAUAUAUCGUCUUGAGGAAUAAUAUUCAACGUCUUGUUCUUCACCUUCCAGAGGAUAGCAAAUUGCCCACGUCAGUUUUCACAUGUUCGCAACUGAGGUAUCUAAGUCUUCGUAAUUGCUCAAUACAUCAUCCAUCGGCCUUUGAAGGAUUUGAUAAGUUAAUUAGCCUCGAACUGUGUGAAGUAACAAUUUCUUCUGAAUUGCUGGAGAGUAUUAUAUCUCAUUGCCCGUUGCUUGAGCAGUUGAUUCUGGAUAUCCCAAAACUUUUAAACACAAUUGAAAUUGAUGCACCCAUGCUGAGUUCGUUUGAUUUCACAGGCAAUAUAAGUUCUAUCUGCCUAAAGAAUGUCCCUCUCCUGGUAGAAGUAUCUCUGGCUGGUUACCAGAUAAUGGAAAAGGAUAUUGAUUUUGCAAAGGUUUUCAACUCUUGUUCUGCUAUUGAGUACCUCAGCUUGAAUAUCGCUUGUGUCUGGGCAUUUGCUCAAGGGGAAUACGAAGCACCAGCAAGGCUUCCUUUUGAUCUUAACUGUGUCAAACGGUUUGACCUGCUUGAACUUGCGCUGGUAGAUGCAUAUGAGCUCUCAUUGUCUAUUAGCUUGAUUAGAAGUUUCCCAUACUUGGAAUAUCUCGAAAUUGAUGUUUACCAUGAAGAUGAAGAUAGUGGUACUAAAGAAUCCGAUGAACUCAAAGGUCUGUCAGACGUGACAUUUAGUCACCUCAGGGAAAUUAGGCUAUACGCCUUUGUUGGAAGAACAUCUGAGAUGCAGCUUAUCAAGCUUUUGUUAGCCAAUUCCCCGGUGUUGGAGAGAAUGCUAAUUGAUCGACGUCUUCUAGAUGAUGAUUCUCUUGACACAAGACUAAAAGUAUUCGCUGAGGUAUCAAAUUAUUCGCGUGCAUCACCUAAAGCAGAAGUUCUCUACGUGGAUUGGAUAAGAUCACGUUCUUUGGCUUGGUGUUAAAAUCAAAAAGAGAAACAAACGUCAAUGUAGCAGUAUAUAACUGCUGUAUUUUGCCUUGUCCUAAUGUCUGUUCCAGAACAUGAGCAUUGCUAGAUGGAUGUUUUGAUUAAUUUGUUUUGCAACAACAUUGUCAUUACAUGUUUAAGGAUUUUUUUACA
This is a messenger RNA of Solanum tuberosum (potato), 3587 nucleotides long. Its product is annotated as F-box/FBD/LRR-repeat protein At1g13570-like. Gene Ontology annotation, molecular function: protein binding. The transcript has 8 exons. Bases 2002 to 3429 code for a protein of 475 amino acids. NCBI's taxonomy places the organism in Eukaryota, Viridiplantae, Streptophyta, Magnoliopsida, Solanales, Solanaceae. The record is from RefSeq and is a predicted model, not a curated record.